Molecule: messenger RNA, 2018 nt
Organism: Dreissena polymorpha
Lineage: Eukaryota; Metazoa; Mollusca; Bivalvia; Myida; Dreissenidae
Product: vasopressin V1b receptor-like
Exons: 3
Coding region: 456-1736 (426 amino acids)
Biological process (GO): neuropeptide signaling pathway
Cellular component (GO): membrane
Molecular function (GO): G protein-coupled peptide receptor activity
Source: RefSeq, a predicted model, not a curated record
UGCAUUGCAAUUUAUGUCUUAAAACAAUCGCACACACGCUAAUGGUUGUUCGCUAUUAAAGUGUAAUCAUGAUCGGCUUCUCCCAAUCAAAGUGUAAUAAAGUAAUAUUAUAUUACAUCAUUUAAACGGAGAGUUAAAAUAGUGCUUAAAAUUAAUGUUAAUCGAACGUCACAAACAAUACGGUUUAUAAUUGUGAAGACAGUAUUAACGAUAAAUGACGCGCAAGGAAUUCAUGUAGUUUUGUUGAAGUCUAGGUGGAGCAAACAAGAGUAUAAAAGCUGAUACGGAAAUUGAAGUGUUCAAUAUAUGGAAAUACAACAUGCCGUCAGGCUAGAUUAACUCUUGUUUCGACACCAAACGAACGGUUAUUUGAAAUUCAAAGGAACAGUCUCUUCGCCGAAAAUCCAAUCACUAUCUUAUAAACUUUGUAUCCUGAGACUACGGCUUUCCUUAAAAUGUCGAAUAUUUCGGAGAUGACUGCGAACGGAACUAUUGAAUUGGAUUUGGAUACUUUAAACCAACUCGCGACUAAAGAAAAUCUUCCAAAACUGGUGUUUCUUGUCACUGUAAUGCUCAUAGGGCUUGUUGGGAAUAUAUGCGUAGUGUUGGUCUACAAACUAAAGUUCAAACGAUCAAGCGCGAGGGUGUACAUCAUUUCACUCGCAUUGACAGAUAUGUCUGUGUGUAGUGUCGGCAUUCUUUACCACUUUUAUGACUUAACCAAUUCAAUUACUUACGAAAAUGUUCUCACAUGUAAAAUUCUUAGCUUUAUUAUCAGUCUUUGCUCUUUAAGCUCGAUUUUUAUAUUACUUGUGGUUGGGUUGGACCGUUAUUUAAAAGUGUGUCGGCCCCUUAAAAAGCAAAUUGUCGAUUUUGGUGACAGAAAAGCAUGCAUAAUUGCAACGCUUCUGGCAGGCCUUUUUUCUGUUCCAUAUCUAGCAAUCUAUGGCCACCGCACUGUUCCAUUGUCCUAUGGCGGGUUUAAUAUUAGCGGAAGUGAAUGUUCUAUUGACGACGUAUACAUUGAAGCCAGUGAUUCUUAUUUAGGAGUAGCUUUUCUUGGAUUCAAUUUGAUUUUAUUUGUGAGCGCUAUACUGUAUCUUAUCAUUAUUUAUGGGCUCAUUUGUCACACAAUUCGUCGCAAUUACAAUUUUAACGCUUUUCAUAGUAAGUCGACUACAAAAAGCUGUUGUUUUAAGAGUGGACGAGAGGACACUACAAACACUGAUACAGCAGACGCAGACCUUAGUGUUGAACACGGAACAAAUCAGGAAGAGCUUACACCCGAAUCAGUUAAAACAAUAUCUGAAUGUGUGACAGCUAAUCAGACUGUUUCUGAAAUUGCAUGUCCAAAUCAAAUAACACAAAUACAUGAUGAAACUGGGAAGAAAAUUGUACGAAGGACUUUAUCAAAUACAAUGAUUCGCCACACAGGUAAAGGGACACAUGUCAAAGAGCGGAAUUCGUUCAAAAUAACAAUGAUGAUGUUGACAAUCACUGUCGUUUUCAUCGUGACGUAUCUUCCAUUUAUAUCAGUCUCCAUUUUAGAUGGAAUGGACGCAGAUUUCUGGAAAGGUUUGUCAAAGACACAGAUACGUCUGUUCGAAUGGCUGUUAAGGAUUUAUGUUCUUAAUAAUGCUAUCAAUCCAUUUAUUUACUGUUUUUGGGAUGCCAAGUUUCGUCAGGAAAUCGGCAACGUUUUUCAUGCAUUGUGCCAGUGUAAUUCUAAAACUUAAAACAUUCAACUGUUGAUAACGACUGAAUAAUGACGUAAUGGAAGUCAAUGACAUCGUUAUCGCGAGGUUUAUAAUUUGGUCAUUUAAACAUUUAUGAUAAUAUCCCAAGAAAAUGCAUCCCCGUAUGAUUUUUCAAAUGUUUAUACCUAUGCUUUAUUGACCAAUUUGAAAGUUGUUUUCCCUAAAAUGCUUCUAUUGUAUCCAUAGCAUCGUUCAAUUCGGACGAUUGUAUAUAUAACUUUGCUUUUUUUGUGUUAAUAUUAUGGUCUUCUGUGUUGUUUU